This is a messenger RNA of Nezara viridula (southern green stink bug), 1749 nucleotides long. The record is from the annotation of a GenBank genome assembly. Lineage: Eukaryota; Metazoa; Arthropoda; Insecta; Hemiptera; Pentatomidae.
AAAAAGUAGGAUCUGUUUUUAUUAUUGAAAUAACUACUUAAGUAACAUCGAUACAGUACAUAAUAAAAUCGAUGUGCCAUGGAUUUAAUAUCAGUGGCGGUUAUUAGUUUCAAAUGGAUUACUACAUUUACUUGCAGCCAACUAUAAUUUAUUUCCAUUCCAUUAUUUUCGCAUUACCUUUUGACAAUGGAACCCUUUCUGACCGAAUUAAGCCAAAAAAUUGAGACUGUAAAAAUCAUUGAGUUACUUAAACGUAAUGAGGCCAAUUUUUUAUGUGCCAAAUGUGGCCAUGUUCCGCAACGUUCAUUCAUAUCAGGAGAUUGUGAACAUAGCUUUUGCGAAUCAUGUGUAAAUAAAAAGCCAUUUUUUAAACGUUGCCCUAAGUGUCAGAAUAUUAUUAGGGAAGAGUUUAUUAUCAACGAUGAAGCAUACAUUGUUUUUUCCAAGUGUUACGAACAUUACAAAAGUACUUUGUCACGAAUGGCUGAACCUGACUCUAAAAAUAUCAGAAGCCAAAAAAAGAAUUAUGAUUUUCUUCUUCAAGAUGAGUGUCGUAAAUUAUUUAAGAAUCGUAAUGGUUCAAUAGAUAAUAUAAGACGAUUAUUAUCAUCUGGAGCUAACCCAAAUGUAUUGAACAAGGAUGGAUGGACUCUUAUGCAUGAAGCAGUUGAUUACGAGAAUCUAGAAGUUUUAGAAAUCUUAUUAGAAGCUGGUGGAAAUGUCAAUGCUUACAGUGGUGACAAAUGUACUAGCUGUCUUCAUGAUGCUCUCAAUGAAGUUGAUAUAUCUACUGAUAUAAUUAAGUGUUUGUUAAAUUAUGGUGCUGAUAUAAAUGCAAGGGAUCCUUAUGGAGAAACACCCAUACAAAAGGUUGGUGGGAAUGAAGCGUUACUUGAGUUAUUUCAAAAGCACAAAAAAAUCUAUGACAUACCCACAAGGCCAAUUCCCAUCAAAGUGCCAUUGUUGUAUGCUUGUAAUUUGUCUUCAACAUCUAAUAAAAAUUUAUCAACAUUCUGUCAUACGCUAAAGUUAAAAUUAGCUGUUCCAGGAAAAAAGAUCAGCAAAAAUAUUACCCACAUCAUAGUUGAAGAAGAUCUGUGUGAACCAUUUCAUGAAGUAUUGUUGGGGAUAUUAUAUGGAUGUUAUAUAGUAAAAUAUCUUUGGAUUGAAAAGUCGAUAGAGGCAGGUUAUCUUCUACCAGCCGAGGAUUAUGAAAUAUCUGGUACUAAGAGUUAUCCAGAUAGUAAUGCUCCUAGAAAAAGCAGACUGAAUUAUGAAUCUCUGAAACCAAGAUUGUUCGCUUCUGGUCAGUUUUAUAUUAUGGAUGGAAUGGAACAAAAAUUGUCUCAUAAGAAAGAAGAACUUGUGGAUCUUAUAACUGCUGGUGGUGGAAAAAUACUUAUGAGAGCUAAAAGUUUUGAUGAAAUAGCAGAAAAAACUGUGUUUUUCCAUGCAGAUACAGAGGGAUCAUUGAAAUCAUGUUAUGUCAUUGUAUUAUACAAGACAAUACCUACUAUAGUGUAUAGAAUGGAUACUGUCAGGUCAUUUCAUAUAAGUUGGCUGAGUGAAGCUAUUCAAAGAUUUAGAAUUGAAGCUGUUGAUACAGCUGAUGAAACAUGAGGUGAAAUGAGGGUAAAGAAAAACAUGUACAUAUGAAAUAAUUUAAAGCUGUUAGAUAUAAAAUUAUAAAAUAAAUUAAAAGUUAUAUUAUUCAAUUUAAAAAGUUUAAAUGUUUUUUUUUUUCUCUAA